Messenger RNA from Triticum dicoccoides, 408 nucleotides. RefSeq names its product serine/threonine-protein kinase UCNL-like. The coding region runs from base 1 to 408 and encodes 135 amino acids. Gene Ontology annotation, biological process: protein phosphorylation. The record is from RefSeq and is a predicted model, not a curated record. Lineage: Eukaryota; Viridiplantae; Streptophyta; Magnoliopsida; Poales; Poaceae. The transcript has a single exon. Gene Ontology annotation, molecular function: ATP binding; protein serine/threonine kinase activity.
AUGGCGUUCGGCCGCACGCUGUUCAAGGGCAAGAACUGCAAGGAGACGUUCCGGAACGUGCUGCACAGGGAGGUCGAGUUCCCGUGCGACACCCAGCGCCGGAUGCCGGAGCUGACCGACCUCAUCUCGUGGCUGCUGCAGCGGGAUCCCGCGAGGCGGCUCGGGUACGCCGGCGGCACUGACAAGAUCCGGGUGCACCCGUUCUUCGCCGGGAUGGCGUGGGACAUGCUCGCGGAUGUCACCCACCCGCCCUACAUCCCGCCGCCAGCGGAGGACAACGCAGCCGACGGCGAGGGCUUCGACGUGAGGGACUACUUCAAGAAGCUCCACCAGUCGCCGGCGCCGUCGCCUCCAGAGUCGGGCUCGUCGUCGUCGUCGUCAUCGUCGGACUUCUCGUCGGUGUUCUGA